Esox lucius (northern pike) is the source of this 2704-nucleotide messenger RNA. RefSeq names its product mitoguardin 1 (gene miga1). NCBI's taxonomy places the organism in Eukaryota, Metazoa, Chordata, Actinopteri, Esociformes, Esocidae. The transcript is spliced from 15 exons. The coding region runs from base 460 to 2109 and encodes 549 amino acids. Gene Ontology annotation, biological process: mitochondrial fusion. The record is from RefSeq and is a predicted model, not a curated record.
UCUCAUCCUAUCACCUGCUGUCUGGAAGGCUCCACCCCCUGCUUCUCCCUGGGGAUUAUCAGAAAAUGUAGCGACAGACACUGGACACAGAGGCAGACAGGAGAAAGGCAGAGCGACAUUAUGCUGCAGAAAGGGACUGGAAGGGAAUGGCACCCAACACUAUGUAGUAAGACAGUGAAGAGGUUGCUUUGUUGUGGCAGAAGCUGUAUAGACUGGAAGGGAAUGGCACCCAACACUGUGUAGUAAGACAGUGAAGAGGUUGCUUUGUUGUGGCAGAAGCUGUAUAGACUGGAAGGGAAUGGCACCCAACACUGCACUGUAAGACAAACCACUGGUGUGGUGUUGCUGUACCUAUUUUAACACCAACCACGCCCCUGGGUCAUGAUCAUUUAGGCCAGUUGUGGAAAAUUAUUGGUGAAUGUCAGUACAGGCACUAAGAAGUUAGUGGCGGCUGCGGCCAUGGGGGGGGUGUCUCUCCUCCUCUUGGCCCGUCACUUCCAGAGGAGGAGAGGCAAGAAGAAGGGAGGCCAGUCCCCACAGUGGGAGCAGAUGGGGGCGUUUGAGUUCUCCGUGCUCCCGGUACUCCAGGGCAAAGACGCUUUCAGACACCAGACUCUCAGUCCGUCUCUCAACUCCCACAAGGCCGAUGGGCCUCUGUCCUGUGGAGGAACUGAUUACAGGAUGUCUGGCUCUCUACAGAGUCUGACCUCGGUGAAAAGCAUCAACUCGUCAUUAUCCUGCACCUGUGCCAUUGACUCCAGCUGCUGGGACCGACCUGGAGAUGAAGACCUGUGUGGUGUUGUCAAUAUCCCCGUCACCACGCCGGAAAACCUGUACCUCAUGGGGAUGGAGCUUUUUGAAGAGGCGCUGAGGCGCUGGGAGCAGGCCCUGACCUUCAGAGGCCGAACAGGGGACGAGGAGGAGGCCCAGUGGACUUCGGUUAAACUGGGUGCUGGAGACGCCAUCGCAGAGGAGGUUGUGGAGGACUUGAUCAGUCCAGACUUUGUCCAUAAGCUGGAGGGUCUUCUCCAGAGGGCGUACCGUCUGCAGGAGGAGUUUGAAGGAGCUCUAGGGAUACCUGGGCCUUCUUCUCACAGCAAUAGUCUCGGCAGCCAUGACCAGGCUUCUGUGAUGUGUGGAGAUGAUCUGGAAGAAGAGGUGUCCUGUCCCAGAGAUUCCAUGAGCAUCGCCUCCAACGACUCAUUCGUGUCCGCUGCAGAGUUGGCAGAGCAGCACAGAGACCAGAGUCACAUCCAGUCUUCUUUGUGCCGCCACUCGUUCUAUGACGAGGCCCUGCGCCUGGCUGAGGAAGGUCAGGUCUCAUGCAGAGUUCCUAGGACAGAGCUGUUGGAGUGUCUUGGAGACACCGACUUCCUGGCCAAACUGCACUGCGUUCGACAAGCCUGUCAGCUGAUUUUGUGCGAGACGACAACGAGAAAGUUUCUGGCCGAAACGGGAAAGAAAGUCCUGUCUUCCAUCAUCCUGAAAGCGUGCAAGAGCCCGAAAAGGUUUGAGGAGGUGUUUGAGGAGAUGAUCGUCUUCCUGGAGCACCAGGAGCAUUGGCAGAACACUGAGGUCGAGCUGGCCACCAGAGGGGUGAAACACCUGAACUUCUAUGACAUUGUGUUGGACUUCAUCCUGAUGGACUCGUUUGAGGACCUGGAAAAUCCUCCCAUGUCCAUCCAGAACGUUGUCAACAACCGCUGGCUGAACGCCUCCUUCAAGGAGACCGCCGUGGCCUCCAGCUGUUGGUCUGUGCUGAAGCAGAAGAGGCAACACGUGAAGGUGCCUGAUGGGUUCAUAGCUCACUUCUACUCCAUCUGUGAGCAGAUCAGCCCUGUGUUGGCCUGGGGCUUUCUUGGACCAAAGACCUCCUUGCACGACUUCUGCUGCUUCUUCAAGGACCAGGUUCUGUCCUUCCUGAAGGACAUCUUUCACCUGGAGAAGGUGUGUUACUACAGUGUGGAGACUCUGGCCGAGGACAUACUCCGCCUCCUCCACCACCGCUCUGAGCUGAUGCUGGCCUAUCUGGGAGCCGACUCCCCCUGCGACGCCUCUCCUCCCUACAGCCUGACUCCCCCUGCGACACCUCUCCUCCCUACAGCCUGACUCCCCCUGCGACGCCUCCCCUCCCUACAGCCUGACUCCCCCUGCGACGCCUCUCCUCCCUACAGCCUGACUCCCCCUGCGACGCCUCCCCUCCCUACAGCCUGACUCCCCCUGCGACACCUCCCCUUCCUACAGCCUGAUUCCCCCUGCGACACCUCCCCUACCUACAGCCGGAUUCCUCCCGUGGUCAUCACCAUGGCCCUAUCACCUCCCUGAACCUCCCUUCUCAGUUAGACCUCUGCCACCCUGAUGGAGGUACACAUGCACUGAUCCUCCCCGUUUUGAACCUCCGGUCCUAGCCUGCUUAUGUUGACCAAUCUGGAGUGACCCCACCUCUCUGAUCCGAUAGGUCUCAGCAACCAGUAUCUAGGGGGUGGUUUGUGAUUGGACAAGAGACUCCAAGCUAGAGGCGGAGUAAUAUGACAAUGAUAGGUGCCUCCUGUGGCCAAAAGGCCAUUUGAACAGAUGGCACCGUUGGGGUCCUUCAUUUUAAUGUCAACUGUGUGAGGCUGACAAAUGUAUUGCCUGUUACUUCCUUGUGACAUGAUUAGUGGUGUCCAACCAAGUCAUUUGCUAUUAAAUUAUCAUUGAAGGA